Colletotrichum tamarilloi is the source of this 387-nucleotide messenger RNA. RefSeq lists its product as uncharacterized. The coding region runs from base 1 to 387 and encodes 128 amino acids. Lineage: Eukaryota; Fungi; Ascomycota; Sordariomycetes; Glomerellales; Glomerellaceae. The record is from RefSeq and is a predicted model, not a curated record. The transcript is spliced from 6 exons.
AUGCGUGUUUCGGAUCUUCAAGUCGACAGUGUCCAAUCCGUAUUCCUUGAGACGACCUUGCCACAGUUCGGGGUCCUCCAGUAUGAUGCUUGUGGGAUUGAACUUCUGGCCAUCGAGGAAGUCCCAGGGGUCGACGAUAACUGGGCGUCUCGGCAUUUCGACAGUAGACAAUUCGACAGCGACAGCGACAGCGACAGCGACAGCGACAGCGACAGGGCGACAGCGACAGGGCGACAGCGACAGACGGCGAGGGAAGAGGUCGGCAUCAUUCUUAACGACGGCGACGAGGGCAUCUCCGAUGCCACACCAUUGGGCGGCAAACUCAGCCAAGUGGGCGGCUCACAAGGUGGUGGCGUCGGGCGCCCAAUAUCGCCGUCAAUGAUGUAA